Exserohilum turcica Et28A is the source of this 744-nucleotide messenger RNA. RefSeq lists its product as uncharacterized. The transcript is spliced from 4 exons. Gene Ontology annotation, molecular function: catalytic activity. NCBI's taxonomy places the organism in Eukaryota, Fungi, Ascomycota, Dothideomycetes, Pleosporales, Pleosporaceae. The record is from RefSeq and is a predicted model, not a curated record. Bases 1 to 744 code for a protein of 247 amino acids.
AUGCAGGUUGCAUGGAACCGAGAUUUGCUUUAUCGCGACCGACAACCGCCUUCUUCGUGGGAACCAAUCCUCCUAACCGAAGAUUUCCAUUUAGUUAGUGUGGUGGAAGGGAACAAGUUGCAAGCAAAAUUUAUUAUUAGAGACGAUAUAUUUGACACAUGUGGCAAUACAGAGGUGUCGGAUAAGGCGGUCACGGUUAAGACUAUUCUUGGCCCUUUAGGGCAAGAGGAUGUUGAUAUCCUACGCUGUGUAGGCCUCAAUUAUGCGAAACACAUUCGCGAAGCCGGUCGAACUCCGACCCAUUCCCAUUCAUCGUUUUCAAACCAUACAGCUUAUUCAAGAUCAUGGCCAAGAUUUGAUGACGUGGCUGCCUACACUGCAGGAAACCAUAUUUCGUCACGAAAGCUCCAGCGUAAUCCCAAGCUCUCACGAAAUGUGCCGCAAUGGGGGUUUUCCAAAGUUUUCGACACCUACGCUCCUCUUGGGCUAGCUCUUAUCUCAUCCUCGCUUAUUGGCGACCCCAGAGAGUUGCGCUUGCAGACUAUUGUCGAUGGCAAACUUAGGCGAGAAGAAUUUCUAAGUGAUUCGCUAUUCGAAUGCGCCUGUCUAGUCUACUAUCUAUCUCAGGGCACAAUCUUACGAAAAGGCUCCGUUAUUGUGACCGCACUCCAGGAUACACUGGGCUGGUCUCAGACCACCAAAGUCCCUGAUACUAGGUACAAUCAUGCAUGUACAUAUCAAUAA